Messenger RNA from Oryza brachyantha (malo sina), 3076 nucleotides. Its product is annotated as protein ROLLING AND ERECT LEAF 2. Bases 1 to 2628 code for a protein of 875 amino acids. The transcript is spliced from 4 exons. Lineage: Eukaryota; Viridiplantae; Streptophyta; Magnoliopsida; Poales; Poaceae. The record is from RefSeq and is a predicted model, not a curated record.
AUGGGGUGCAGGAGCUCGCGGCUGGACGCGGCGGACGUGUCACCCGUGGUCGCGCUCUGCCGGGAGCGGCGCGACCUGCUGCGCGCGGCGGCGGACCAGCGCGCCGCGCUGGCGGCAGCGCACGCCGCCUACUUCCGCGCGCUCCCGCGCGUGGCGGACGCGCUCGCGCGGUUCGCGGAGCAGCACCACGCCGCCACGCCGCCUGGGUCGCCCGUGCUCACGCUGCCCCCGUCCGAGCCGGACGAGCCCAAGAAGCGGAGCGCCUCCGUCUCCACCCUGCACACCGACUCCGGCCACUCCCACCUCCACUUCCACGCCGACGGCUCGGACUCCGAGCCCGACUCCGCCGACGACUGCGCCUGCGGCGCCGCCGGGCACGGCGGCCGAGGCGAGAUCUCGCCGCCGGCGGAAGAGCUUCAAGAACCGCAAAUCCCAGAGCCGGGAGCGUCGUCCAGGCCGCAAAUGCCGUGGGAGUACGGUCCCUACAACUCCUUCCCUUCCUCCUUCCCAAAUGUCACAUUCCCCGAUUACUACUACAUGAAGGCGAGCUCGACGCCGGCGAACACGGUGUACCAAGAACCCUACGGUUACGGCAACUUCGCCGCCAAUGUCUCCUACAACGGGUACGACUACGGGUACAGCAACCCAAUGUACGGUGUUCCGAUUCCCCCGGAGGGAGAACGGCUGGCCGAGGAUCGUCGCCGGGAGGCGCCGGCGGCUGCGCCGGCGCCGGCGCCGCCGAUGCCAAUGCCGGAAGUCUCGCCCUGGGACUUCUUUAACCCGUUCGACUCCUACGACUACAGCCAGCAGCUUCCGCAGUACAAGGAGAAAGGAUACGGUUCCAAUGGGUCGUUCACGAGUAGCCCCAACUCGAGCGAGGUGAGGGAAAGGGAGGGGAUACCGGAGCUCGAGGAGGAGACCGAGCAGGAGUCGAUGAGGGAAUCUCUGAAGGCGAGGAAGGCUGUGGAGAGCACCGCGUCCAACCGGAUUGACAAUGUCGAUGUGAAUGCCAAGGUGAAGACGGCGUCGAUGGAGCACAAGGAGUGCGAGAUUGAGAGUGUGGGGAGCGCUUCGGUUCUUGAUUCGGGGGAGGAGAGCGUGUAUAGCUGUGAAUGUGACAAUGCCAAUGCCAAUGCCAAUGCCAAUGCCAAUGCCAAUGCCAAUGCCGGAGCAGGAGCGGCGGUGCCGAUUGGGGAUGAUCCAGGGAUGGUGAAGAAGGUGGCCUCGGAGGAGCACUCAUCAAUGGUAGUGGCUGAAGACGUGCUGCCGGAAAACUUCGGGACACGGGAUGUUGCAGAUGUUGUGAAGGAGAUAAAGGAGCGAUUCAACUCGGUGGUAGCCUGUGGAGACGAUGUUGCUAAGAUCCUUGAGGUGGGGAGUAUGCAGUACCGGCCACAGAGAAGAGUUGUGCGAUUGGUAUUUUCACGAUUGAUGAGGACCUUUGCCUUGUUGUUUUCUUCUGUAUCUGAGCCUCCUGUGAAUAAUUUGGAGCAAACAACAUUAAGUGCAUCCAGAAGAAAUCAGAAUUUGAGUCAAAGAAUUGGUGGUGCCAGUGAUAUUGAGCUUAAUACCCUUUCUUCAGUAAUGGAUAGAUUGUAUGUGUGGGAGAAAAGACUUCAUAAGGAAAUUAUGGAGGAAGAAAAAUUGAGGAUCACAUAUGACAAACAAUGGAAGCGCCUGAAAGAGUUGGACGAUAAUGGCGCAGAACCAUAUAAAAUUGAUUCUACGCGGGCCUCAAUUAGGACACUGCUCACCAGAAUCAACAUUACUAUUAGAUCAGCCAAAGUUAUUUCGAGGAGGAUCCACAUACUACGAGAUGAUGAGCUACAUCCACAUCUUGUUAAGCUUAUUCAAGGGCUUGUGAGAAUGUGGAAAUUCAUUCUUGAAUGCCAUCGGAAGCAAUUUCAUGCUAUACUUGAAACUAAAUCUCAUGUUCUCAUCCCUAAGAAUGGGCCUGAAAGGAACUCCAAGAUUACAUUCGAACUAGAAAUGGAACUUUUGAACUGGUGUUCCUGUUUCAGUAAUUGGAUUCUGUCACAAAAGGCUUAUAUUGAAACUCUCAAUGGCUGGUUAGUCAAAUGGCUUCCACAGGAAAAGGAGGAAACACCAGAUGGGAUCGCACCAUUUUCUCCGGGUAGACUUGGAGCUCCAGCUGUGUUCAUCACAGCUAAUGAUUGGUGUCAAACCAUGAAAAGGAUACCAGAAGGUACUGUCAUAGGUGCAAUAGAAGCUUUCGCUGUUAAUGUGCACAUGCUAUGGGAGCGGCAGGAUGAAGAGCAGCAACAGAAGUUGAAAGCUGACUUUUUAUCUAGAGAUUACUCAAAGAGGUUGAAAUCUUUUCAAAAGGAACAUGGUUUGGCUGGACAUCAUGAAGCUGAUAAGACAAUGUUGCCUAUUGCCGAAAAUAACAGAGCAGUUGAUAGCCGCAUGGUAGCUUUGGACGCUUUGCACAAGAGAUUGGAUGAACAAAGAUCUAGGCACGAGGAAACUGUGAAUCAAAUCCAAGAAUCAAGUGCAACAGACCUGAAAGCAGGUCUAGGGCCAAUACUUGAAGCAUUGGAAUCUUUUACCCAAGAGACGCUGAAAGGUUAUGAGAAUGUAAGAAUGCUUAACGGUUGUGGAGCUUGAUAGUUAAACAAGGCUCCCCCUUUGCUUCUGAUGGCUUGUACUUUGGUCAGAACAAAUGAUCUCGGGAUUCAAUGGUAAGACUCAGCAAUACUGCACUCAUUUACCAGUCAAUACCGUUGUAUUUCUGAGUAAUGUUCACUUGAUAUGCAAGAACAGAAGGUGAAACAGAUUCUUGCAUGAUUGUGGCAUGAAGCAUCAUUUAUCAGUGCUUUGAGGUGAUUCUGAGCAAAUGCUCAGGUAAAGUUUCCUGGCCAGCUACAUUUGAUUAUGCCAAGCGAUCUACUAGGUGACCUCUUAUCAGGGAGGGUAGCAGACAAUUUUGUAGCCACUUUCAGAUUUUGUACAUAUUAGUUUAGUGAUUUUGCAGAGUAGCUUCUUAUUUAUGUACAAUGUAAUCUGUACAUUGUAAAAGCUGUAUUUAUGCCUUGUUACCCGUUGAGUAAUGCGU